Molecule: messenger RNA, 4263 nt
Organism: Nakaseomyces glabratus
Lineage: Eukaryota; Fungi; Ascomycota; Saccharomycetes; Saccharomycetales; Saccharomycetaceae
Gene: TRM3
Product: tRNA (guanosine(18)-2'-O)-methyltransferase
Biological process (GO): tRNA methylation
Molecular function (GO): RNA binding; tRNA (guanine) methyltransferase activity
Source: RefSeq, a predicted model, not a curated record
AUGUCUGAAAGUUUGGUGGUUCUGCGUUACUUGAACGCUGAACAACGAGUUUCGCUUCUCGAUGACCUAAUAGAGCAGGACAAUUUUAGCGCACUUGUAGGUGUUAUUGAUGCCCAUGAACAAUUGAGUGGUUCACAUGUCGAAGCUCUAUUUGAGAAAGUUGUUUCCAAGGUUGAUAACGAAGUUCAGGAGAUAGACCUACAGAAUGCACACAGAGAUGUCGGCUGUGAGCAUUUAUCCGAAGAUAUGGAUAUAUUCGCCAAAAUUGUGGUAUCGGUGCCUGAUCUUUGGGUCAAAAUUGAACGGAAGAUAAGUGUGAUGUUAGAUAACUACAUCAGAUGCAACAUGGGUAGAUGCUUUUCUGAAGCGAUGAAGAAAGUAUAUGAAAGUGAGUGUUCCAUCGCGGAGCAUGACAUGGAGCAAGAAGAAACAUCCACAGUCAUAACUUACCUCGCAUUUUUGGAACUUCUAUUCCUCAAACAAGAAAGUUUGCAGACGUUAGAACUAGUGGCGUUAGACAAAAUAUUAAUUGUCCUGCAAGCUUGCAAUAUUGAAAAUAUAGCUACAUCUUGCUCCAGACUUAUGAGAUGGACACAUCAAUCUGUAGUUUCUCAAUCAUUAAAAUCACAAUCAUUUGACCUGUUCCUAUGGCAUGUCAUCACCUUAAUGAAUUUAGAGAAAGAUGAGAUUGACUGGAAGCAAAGAGUGUGCCUAUCAUUGUUGUUGAGAAUUUUAUCCAAUGAGGGUAUUUCAGAUCAGGGGGUUCAAUUUGUUAAAACUCAAGAGUUUUGGACCUUAAUUCAUUCCUCGUUGAAUCAUACAGUACAUGAAUACAGAAAACUAGGCCUAUCUAUUGUCAAACUCGCUAUUUUAAAGAUUGUUGAUAAGGUCAGUGAACCACUAGAACAUGAAAUGUUCAAGUGGGAUCCUCAACAAAAUGUAAAGAUAAUAGAAUCUUGGAAAAGAUUUACAACUUUGUAUGAAAUUGUGGCAGUAGAUACUGCACUAAAUCAAAUACAAGAUGCUAGAAAUGAUAUUAUUGACAUUUUCAAUGAUGAUAAUUUACCCCCAACUUGGAGUUUGUUGUUGUUCUCCACAGGUUUGACUGCUUCCAUGGAAAGUGUCAGAAAAUACAUCGUUAAUAUUAUGCUGGAUAUAAAGAACAUGUCAGUUUUCUCAGCCAAUUUAAAUGUGCUCAGAACAUCUUUUAUCCCCGCAUUAAUGAACGCCCAUUUUUUCAAUGUGAUUGGUUGUGAAUGCCCUUACGGUGAUAAACUAUCAGAGUUCAUAAAAAGUAUUAUUCUCGCCUCCAACAUUAAAUCAGAAAUCAUUUCCUCAAUACUAGAGUUGUUAAUAGACCAAGGAACCUCUUUUGAUCCGGCAAGGAUAUAUGUUACUUAUGGUAUUUUGAACUGUCUAAAUACUCAAGUUCCAAAAUCUUUACAAAGUAAACACUUCAGAUUGAUUCGUCGAUUAUUUGAAUUUGAAUGUGAGGAGGAAGUUUUUGAAACCACUUUACAGCAUAUUCUCCUAAGGUUACUACUGCAUGGGAACAAUUCCAUAAGCGCUGCUGAGUUGGUCCAAUCAGUUGUUGCUCAUAUUAAAUGUCAACGUGGUGACUUUAAAUACGUAAAGCCAUUGGUAGAAGAUUUCAGAGAACAUUGUGUUAUCAACUUCAAUCCAAUUUUGGUAGAUGAGCAGUUAAGUCCCUCGUUAGGUGUGGAUUCUGUAUUUGAUGCUGUGGCUGUAACUCUCUUCGAUAUUUCAGGGCCUCGCACAGAUAUUAAUGUAAUCAAACAACUAAUAAAAUUGGAUAACCUUCAGCCCGAGGAUAACAGUAUCAUUUCUACAGAACUGGUAAGACUUUUAGAUGCAAAAGAAUUGAAUGAAUAUCCCAAAGAUUGUGAUAUUUUAACUAGGGCAAAGACCAUUAACCAAGGAAUAUGGAGCAAUCUAAAUGUACAAUCAUUAUAUGUUUCUUUAAGAGAGAAUUUCGAACCUGAAAAGUUUAAGUUUUUUGUUGCCUUGUAUCAGAAUAUGAUAAAUUAUGGUACAAUUGUCGUCGAUUUUGCAUUCACUGAUAUUUGUGACAUAUACGAAUCCAUAAAGAAGUUUAAUACUGCCAAAAAAACAGAUAGUGACUAUAAAAUGAAAGAUUCAUUGUAUGAUACUUAUUUCAAAUUACUAUUUGUUUACUUAAAAACCACUCCAUUACGACAGGAAAGAAAUGAUAUUAUCAAUAUUCUUAAUAUAUUAGAAAGUAACGUUAAUACCGACAAUGGCUAUUAUCUGGGCAACCUAGGUGCAGUAUCCAUUUGCCAGACACUAACAUCGACAUAUCUCAUUCCUAUCGCCAACAAACUACAUGAUGAACAAGUUGUAAUAGGUAAACAUAUAAUCACUAUAUUGUCAACUAUAUGGGAUAAUAUAAGCGGCGAAAGAUUAAUUUUGAAGGAACGGGAUUUGCACUUAGCAUUUAUAGAUACGCUAUUUCAUCCUCAUAUUCUUCUAUUAGUAACAACUGAUAGUGAGUACGAGACGAAAAUAUCAAAAAUUGGACUGGAUAUUAUUUCUAAGGCAUAUUCAAGGCGGUCAUUACUUCCUCAUCUAGGAAAAAGAAUCAACGAGUUCUUCAUGUCAUACAACUCUCUUUUAUUGAAGUGUGAAUGGAUGAUUGCGAUCAUGGUUAAUGCAUUCAAAACCGUCCAGAUGGGCGAGAACGUUUUCAAAUUAAAACCUGUUAUUUCUAAGUUCUAUGAAAACCAUGUAUCAGCAUUUUUUGGUUUGCAACAAUCUUUGUACUACCAAGUUUACGGUGAUGAUGAGCAUUCCUGUAGAGUGCAUAUAAUUUCCGCCAUACUGUUUUGCAACAAUACAACAAAGAAUGCUAUUGUAAAAUACAUAGUAACUCAAACAAAAGCUUUAGUCCCAGUUAAGCGAACUGACGGUGUCGAAGGUCUAGAACGCCUAUUGUUGUGGCAAUUGAUCUUAUUAUGUGUGGUAACUUCAGAUGCCAAAUCCAUAGAGUGGUCCAUCUUUGAACAAAUGUUAUCAAGUAUCGAAGACGAGAGUUCGCCAUUAGUAAGGAUAUGCAAGGAAUGGUCAAUUGCACAUGUUUUAGCUCAUCAAGAAUCUGAAAAGCUGACCAAACAAGCCAACUAUUUGUUUAGUCAUUUUGAUGAUCAUAGCAAACCUAUCCUUGUGGUCACUGUGGAGAAAAUCAUUUACAUUACUCUCAAGGCCAUGGUAUUUGAUAUUAAAAACGAAUACUUCUCAACUUUACAGGACAGAUUUGUAGCAUUACUAGUUGCAAACUGUACUUCAAAUAAGCCCCUUGUAAGACACUUUUCUAAUUCUCUGAUACUUUCUUUCUGGCCAAAAUUCAAAGAAGUUUUACAAGAUUCCUCAUUGAAGUUAAUUCUACAAAAAUUGUAUGAAAAUUCUAAGGAAGCACAAAUCGUUGGACAAUAUAGAACCGGUGAUGCUAAUGUAUGGGAUCUUGUAGAUGACUGUACAUUAACUGGCCUAUUUGGUGGUGUACUAAUGAAAUGUAUCGAUCAUGAAGUACCCUAUUUAUCAAAAUCUGACUUUGAGAAGUACAUACCGCAAUCAACAGACCUUCCAAUACCUAUCGGAAUCGAUGAGAAUGAUAAAUGGUUAAGCAAGAGAGAAAGUAAGAAUGUAUCUAACCCAAAUGUUACAUCUCAAAAUGCUUUAUCUGAUUCUCUACAAACUAAAAGUGGUGCGUGGGAAACUGUACUAGACAUCGAUCAAAAACGUUCCAACUCUAUGAUUAAAAGGUCCGAGUUAAUUGUGGUCUCCUCACUAGUUGACAAGCCUCCAAAUCUAGGUGGUAUUUGCAGACUAUGUGAUGUUUUAGGUGUAGGCUUAUUAACAGUUCAAGAUUUGAGGGUCAAGAACCAUCCUCAGUUUAAGAAUGUCGCUGUCACUGCUGAUAAAUGGAUGCCAAUGGAGGAAGUACCAAUUGAUGAGAUAAGCAAGUUCAUGAAAGAGAAAAAGAAAGAGGGAUAUACGCUGAUUGGACUCGAACAAACUGAUAAGUCUAUUAAGCUGGAUAAUAACUUCAAGUUUCCAUCAAAGAGUUUGAUACUUUUGGGUACAGAAGCCCAUGGUAUACCUGGUCAUCUUUUAAAUGAGCUUGACUUGUGCCUAGAAAUCAAACAGCAUGGUGUCAUUCGCUCGAUGAACAUCCAAACAGCAACAGCAGUCAUUGUACAUUCUUAUUCAGCACAGAUACUAUAG